Thyridium curvatum is the source of this 1284-nucleotide messenger RNA. RefSeq lists its product as uncharacterized. Lineage: Eukaryota; Fungi; Ascomycota; Sordariomycetes; Thyridiales; Thyridiaceae. The transcript is spliced from 4 exons. Bases 1 to 1284 code for a protein of 427 amino acids. The record is from RefSeq and is a predicted model, not a curated record. Gene Ontology annotation, molecular function: O-methyltransferase activity.
AUGGACAAGUCAGCUCAGGACUGGGUAGAUCAGAUCAAGGGAGGCAGAGGGAUGUCUCGACCGGGGGACGACUUGGAUGGUCUUGUGGCCAGCCUUGCCUCUCGAGUACGGGAGUACAAGGUCUUCCUAAGUAAGUCAACCGGAGCAGAGCAAGCUACCAAAGGCAGGUUCCAGCGGGCUCGAGUCAUCAAGGCAGCGCAGCAGAUCAUCUCGGCGGUUCGGCCACCCACAGAUCAGUGGCUUGAGCACGGGCAUCACGCCGUGAUCUUCACGGCCGUGCGGCUGUAUAUCAAAUGGCGGGUAUUCCCGGCUAUUCCCAUCGAUGGACAGGUCGGUAUGGAUGCGUUGGCGGAGAAGACAGGUGUAGAUGUGGCGCUUCUCACUCGAAUUGCAUGGGUCCUUGUGGGAGCGGGUAUUCUAAGUCAGAAGGAAAACCAGCUGGCCCAUACACCACGAUCUGAAGUCUAUGCAACUGUGAAUCCAUUCGCAGCAAUGACUCAGAUGGUGUUUGACGAUCUCCUCACCGGCUUCGUAGCAAUGCCGAAAUACUUUGAGCUUCACGGCCGCAAAGAGCCGACCGACAAGCAACUCUCCAUCACUGCCUUUGCUGAGGGCGCACCAGGCCUCAGCUUCUGGGAGGUUAUGAAUCGAGACCCGGAGCGCAUGAAGAACUUCAUGACCUGCAUGGGGACGAUCGACGCCAUGAUACCCAUCACAGGCUCCUAUCACUUUGGUUGGGUGGGCGAGAGGGCCAAGUCGCCGAAUUGCCCGCGCGACCGCAUGCUCUUGGUAGAUGUUGGCGGAGCUCAGGGGAAAGCUAUCAUGGCUAUCUGCGGCGAGACACCGGGGAUUGAUCGCACUCGAUGCGUUCUGCAGGAUCUGCCCGAGGUAAUCCAGGAAGCACGUUUGCAGAAUUAUCCUGGCCUGGACGGUAUCCGGAUGGUCGAGGCGGACUUCUUCCACGAACAGCCUGUGAAAGGGGCGCUUGUUUACUAUAUCCGACGUUGUGUUCACUGCUACAACGACAACGACUGUGUCACGAUCCUGCGGAACCAAGCCGAGGCCAUGGCUGACGACAGCAGACUGCUCAUUACUGAGAAAAUCAUCGAAGACAUACCACCCGUUGAAGUUGCUAUGAUCGAUUUCUACAUGCUGUGCCUAGGCGGCAAAGAGAGGACCAUCGAGGGUUUCGAAAUGAUAACAUCUCGAGCUGGACUGAAGAUCAUUGGUGUUCAUGGAGGCAAAGGGAUGCCCAUUUCUGUCAUUGAGUGCAUGAAGGUUUGA